This is a messenger RNA of Eucalyptus grandis, 963 nucleotides long. RefSeq names its product BES1/BZR1 homolog protein 2-like. Gene Ontology annotation, biological process: brassinosteroid mediated signaling pathway; DNA-templated transcription. The record is from RefSeq and is marked provisional. Lineage: Eukaryota; Viridiplantae; Streptophyta; Magnoliopsida; Myrtales; Myrtaceae. Gene Ontology annotation, molecular function: DNA-binding transcription factor activity.
AUGGCCGGAGGGGCCUCCGGGAGGCUUCCGACGUGGAAGGAGAGGGAGAACAACAAGAGGAGGGAGAGGAGGAGGAGGGCCAUAGCCGCGAAGAUAUACACGGGCCUCAGGGCUCAGGGCAACUACAAGCUCCCCAAGCACUGCGACAACAAUGAGGUCUUGAAAGCUCUCUGCACCGAAGCCGGUUGGGUCGUUGAAGAAGAUGGUACUACUUACCGAAAGGGAAGCAAGCCACCUCCGGGUGAGAUCAUGGGUGCUUCAGCGAACAUCAGUGCAUGCUCAUCAUAUCAACCGAGUCCGCAGUCCUCGGCAUUUCCGAGCCCUGUCCCAUCCUACCACGCCAGCCCCACAUCGUCGUCCUUUCCUAGCCCUACCCGGUUCGAUGCCAAUCCGUCGUCGUACCUCCUUCCGUUCCUCCGUAACAUCGCUUCCAUCCCUACAAAUCUCCCUCCCUUGAGAAUUUCCAGCAGUGCCCCUGUGACGCCUCCUCUCUCUUCCCCAACUUCUCGGAACUCGAAGCGGAAACCUGACUGGGAAUCCCUCUCCAAUAGCUCAAUACAUAAGUCCUCCUUCCGCCACCCUCUGUUCGCCGCCUCUGCCCCCUCCAGCCCCACUCGUCGCCAAAACAUGACGCCUCCAACAAUCCCCGAGUGCGAUGAGUCGGAUGCCUCCACAGUGGACUCUGGCCGAUGGGUGAGCUUCCACCAAAACGUGGCGGUGGCUGCAGCAGCUCCGCCUUCGCCUACGUUUAAUCUGGUCAAAUCUUCGAGUCAACAGGGUCCUCUCAAGGAUGGAGUUGAACAAAAUAGCAGUUUGGCGUGGGUAGCAUCGUCCGACAGGGCUUGGGGCUCUGAAUUUGAGUUUGAGAAUGGAAGAGUUAAGCCUUGGGAAGGUGAGAGGAUUCAUGAGAUUGGGGUGGAUGAUCUGGAGCUCACACUAGGGAGCAGCAAGGCUCGUGCUUAA